Molecule: messenger RNA, 1341 nt
Organism: Daldinia loculata
Lineage: Eukaryota; Fungi; Ascomycota; Sordariomycetes; Xylariales; Hypoxylaceae
Product: MED6-domain-containing protein
Exons: 2
Coding region: 118-1053 (311 amino acids)
Biological process (GO): regulation of transcription by RNA polymerase II
Cellular component (GO): mediator complex; core mediator complex
Molecular function (GO): transcription coactivator activity
Source: RefSeq, a predicted model, not a curated record
CUUACGGAAUAGAGACGUAAAGUUACAAGCCUCAAGGUAAUCCAACUUCCAUCUUUCGAGUUUCCGACUACUUCUCAUUUCCCAGUCAAAGACCGGUCCGACGGGAAAUCGACAAAAAUGGCGACGAGCAACGAGCCAUUAGACGAGAUUCAAUGGCGCCAUCCAAACUAUGCGCAGACCCUAGGAGGACUACAUUCCAAUAAUAUACUCUUCUAUUUCGCCGAGUCUCCGUUUUUCGACCGUACUUCCAACAAUGCCGUUCUCUUUACCCAAGCCACAUUCAACGAGAACAUGAAAUUCAUAAUCUCGACCCGUGAGCAAUUUGAGGGUCGUCUCAAACAAAUGUCAGGGCUGGAGUAUAUAGUCGCCCAGGAGCCUGCCGAGUCGGGUCCCGGCAUGGGGACUGGAGUCUGGGUCAUCCACAAGCAGACGCGUCGCAAGCGGGAUCCCGAGGACGAGGUCACUGUCCAUGCGGCGUAUUAUGUCAUCGGGGAAAAUGUGUAUAUGGCACCAACACUUGCGGAUAUCUUGAGUUUCCGGAUGGUUACCAUCUCAUCGGCUUUGAGCAAAUGUUUCGCGGCUGCAGAUAACGCACGAACCUGGUCGCCAGCCCUCGGACAUAUGUACAAGACAGCACCGAGUACUACAAACAAUAGAGCGCAGGCACUAGAGUCGAAAGGGGCGACGCCAAUGCCCGAGGUACAAGGGAGCAAGGCAGCCCCGGAAUCAAAGAAAACGACUCAAUCAGUAGCCGUAGACUCUCGCUUAGCCGAGCAUUCAUUCUUGAUACACAUGCAAUACGGCGGGGACUACAUGGAUGAGAACCCCAUCACUGGUAAGCCCGGCGAAUUCCACCUCACAUCCACAGGUCGCAAAGAAAAACUCCAAACAUUAGCUUUGCCAAAUCUCGACACGUCUUUCAAGAGCUCUGCGAUUACUCAGCCGGAUAAGAAGGAUACGAAGGGUGAUAAGACGCCAAAGACACCUACAGGAAUGCCGUCUAAAUCCAGGCGGAAGAAGAGUAAGGCUGGUACUACCCCAACUUCUGCAUAGAACGCCGAAGGUGGUAAAGGUAGUAAAAAGAAACGGAAGGCAAAGGACUCUUCUCCUAAUGUAUAGAGGGUUUUGCGACAGGUCGGCGUUUAGGGGACCAGGUAACCGGAUAUUGAUACCCCCUGCUAUAGGUAUAGUCAUAGGUGUUUGACUUUAGCAACAGACUAAUCCUAGUCUCAGUUCAUUACCUUAAUAUGAAUUUGGUGUUUAAACGAUUUUAAGUGGCCUGAUAGUGUGUCCUAUUUUCAAGUCUUACAACUUUAUGCCAAGACCAAAACAUCACGAAAC